Messenger RNA from Thlaspi arvense, 1857 nucleotides. The record is from the annotation of a GenBank genome assembly. NCBI's taxonomy places the organism in Eukaryota, Viridiplantae, Streptophyta, Magnoliopsida, Brassicales, Brassicaceae.
AUGAAGUUUAAAUCGGUGACGUCGUUGCUUCAGCCAAGUAUUACGCUCUCUCCCUCUAUUUCCGCAAAAGCUUCAACCAACAAAAUGGUGAAUUUUGGUCCUAUUCCUCCUCCACCACCGCCACCGCCACCACCGCCAUUCAGAUUUAGGUUUAUAGAGCAUCAGGCCAAAAUAGCAUUCGAUAAAAACAAGCUGAAAAGGUACCUCGAAAAUCUCCGAGAACAAAACCGAGAAUCUCAACCGGUUAAUCAAGAUCACAAAAUUACCGGACCCGAUCAAGAACAAAACUUGGAGAACCACGAGCAUACUGCUUCCAAACCUGGUACGAUAGAGGUGAUCAAAGGGAGCGGGACUAAACAUGACGAUUGGGUGAUCUCGAUAAGAGACAAGCUCGAUCAAGCAGACAGACACAACGACAUAACUAGCUUGGGCAAGCUUUGUAUCUACAAAGUUCCACAUUACCUCCACCAAGAUGACAAGAAGUCGUAUUCUCCCCAGGCCGUCGCGCUUGGUCCGUACCAUCAUGGUGAAGAGCAAACACAGUCCAUGGAGUGCCACAAAUGGCGUGCGGUCAAUAAGGUCUUGAAACGUACGAAGCAAGGCAUCGAAGUGUUUAUUGACGCCAUGAUAGAGCUUGAGGAGAAGGCUCGUGCUUGCUACGAAGGUACCAUUAGUUUGAACAGUUACAAGUUCACGGAAAUGCUUGUUCUUGAUGGCUGUUUUGUUCUCGAGGUCCUCAGAGGAGCCGCAAGCGCCGAAGGAUUCUCUAAACUCGGAUACGAUCGUAAUGAUCCAAUAUUCGCGAUUCGAGGAUCGAUACGAUCUAUCCAACGUGACAUGAUAAUGCUGGAAAACCAACUUCCUUUGUUCGUACUCAACCGGUUAUUAGAGAUACAACUCGGUACUCGAAACCAAUCUGGUUUAGUGGCGCAAUUAGCGGUUCAGUUUUUCGACCCGUUAAUGCCGACGGGUGAGGCGGUUAUCGACAAUCCCCUAACAUCCAUUGGCACUGACCCAUCGGCGGAAUUGCACUGUCUCGAUGUUUUCCGGCGAAGUCUGCUACUGCCAAAACUGGAGCCGAUGUUAUCAGGAAAGAGCUGGCAUUGGCAUUCGUGUGCUGCCGACAGAAGCCUACAACAAAUGAUACCUUCCGCUACGGAUUUAAGGGACGCCGGUUUUCCCUUCCGGAUCCGGAAAGCCGACCGGUUUUGGGAUAUUAAAUUCAAAAACGGUUAUCUAGAGCUACCCACUCUUGUUAUCCACGACGGUACGAAAUCUCUCUUCUUGAAUCUCAUAGCUUUCGAGCAGUGCAAUAUUGACUCGAGCAACAACAUAACAUCUUACAUUCUCUUCAUGAACAAUCUAAUAAAGUCAACCAAAGAUGUUACUUACUUUGAUGAAUGUGGUAUCAUCCAACACUCGCUAGGGAGUCAUUCUGAAGUUGUGGAUAUGUUCAACCAGCUAUGUCAGGAAGUAAUUGUCAACACUGAUGAUAUAUACUUGUCUCAGUUGUUGCUUGAGGUUUACCAUUGUUAUCACAAGAACUACAUUAUGAAGUGGAAUGCUUGGAAGAUGAGCGUGAAACGCAAGUACUUGACGACCUUGAAAGAAAAGUACUUCGAUAACCCUUGGGCUUAUUUGCCUUUCUUUGCUGCAGUUAUUCUGCUAGUUCUCACGCUAUCUCAAACUUAUUUUGCUGCUUAUGCUUAUUUUAAACCAGCCUAAUUUUCAUUACUAGUCUAUUGAAUUUUUUUUCCCUCCUUCAAUUUGGAAUGCUUGAGAUUUAAUGACAUGUGUGUAUCUACUUGUACUAAGAAUUAUAAACAUUUAUAUAGUAUCAUUUGGCUUUUGAAAUAA